ACCUCUAACCCAACCCUCUAUGGAAAAUCCUCGAAAUUUGUCAACAAAUUCUAUUGGAUUUUGCCUUCUUCCUUCGGAACUCAUACACCGCAUACUCCUCAAUCUCCUUAUACCUGAAAUUCUUUGUCUCAAAUCUCUCAACAAAUCAUUAUCUGAUUUAAUCUCUGAUCAACAUUUUGUACGCUAUUACAAUUCGCGAUCGAAGUCUACCACCUGGCUCUUCGUCUACAAGAAACGCUGGCAUCGCGACGCUGUGCUUCACGGCUUUUCCAAUCAGUCCGAUCGGUGGUUCAAGCUACAAAUUGUCAAUUUGCUGAAACCUUUGAUCUCUCCAGGUGAGAGCAUUUACUUUCUGACAGCAAGCGGCGACGUUUUCCUUUUUUCCUCUAACACUCGUAAGGCAGUUAUUGCUGUUAAUUUGUCUGCGAAGACAGUUAAAAGGAUUCCUCCAAGCCCACUGGGUCCACGUGGCACGUCUUCUUGGCGAAGAUCUGGGAUGAAAUUGGUUUCCGGAUCGAAUAGUUUUCGUUUUUUGUUCGCGGAGUUAGUGGAGAAUCGACCAGUUUUAUUUGUGUACACGUCAGAAACUGACAAGUGGCUUUCUAUGGAAGCAAGGGAAAAUUUUGCUGGAUUGCCACGUGGCUUCCAAAGAGAGGAUGAUUACAUAUUUCUCAAUGUUGUCAAUGGACCCUAUGAAAGCGUAGUAAUGAUGGCUGGAUUUGAAUCUGAUGAUGCUCCAGUAGUUGUGCGGCCAAGAUUUGAAGGCGGAGGAGAUGAUGAGCAGCAAUUAACCGUUGGAUAUAGCUGGGGGAAUGUGAUUGAUCGGUUAUACGUGCACGGUGAUGGGCACAUGUUGAUCAUAAAAUCCAACGGUGUGGGUGAUGCGGAUACAGGAGCGAGGAUGUUAAAUGGUAUAGAAUUGUGGGCCUUGGGGUCAAGCGGUGGGCAGUGGGAGCGUAAUUCAAAAGUUCCAAGCAGAAUAAUGGAGGAAAUUAUGAAGCCGUAUAGGGUAAUAAUGGGGUGCUUAGAGCGAAGAGAUGGGGUAAUUAGGGCAGUGUUGUUGUCUAAUUGUGAGGUUUUAUGGGAUAUAAUCUGGCUAUCUUAUGAUAUAAAUAGGUGCUAUUGGACUUUGAUUCCAGUCCCUAAUUGCAACAUGAAAGGCCUAAACAUGGCUGGGAUUGCCUUUUCCUCCGGCCUUACUCUGUAAAAGAAAU
This is a messenger RNA of Hevea brasiliensis (rubber tree), 1214 nucleotides long. RefSeq lists its product as uncharacterized. The transcript has a single exon. The record is from RefSeq and is a predicted model, not a curated record. Lineage: Eukaryota; Viridiplantae; Streptophyta; Magnoliopsida; Malpighiales; Euphorbiaceae. Bases 20 to 1207 code for a protein of 395 amino acids. Gene Ontology annotation, molecular function: protein binding.